AUGGCGGCGCAGCGGGCCGACAUGCCACGUCGGGAAGUGACGACAAACCGCCCGCUCAGAGUUCCAGGUCACGCGGUUCCAGCGAGGCGUGGGCCGUCGCGAAGACGUGGCGUUUGGCAUGGUGCUGAGCAUCCUCGGCGUAGCGUGGCGGGAAGAAACGCGCACUGCGGCAGCUCUAAGCGCCCCGGGGGGCAAAGCGGCGCCCAAGGGGAAGAGCGCGACGAGGCCAAAGACGCCCCGCGGCCUGCUAAGGGCAGCGUUUCUUGGCAGCGGAAUUGCUGCCACCGCUUUUCCAUCUAA
Molecule: messenger RNA, 300 nt
Organism: Trypanosoma rangeli
Lineage: Eukaryota; Euglenozoa; Kinetoplastea; Trypanosomatida; Trypanosomatidae
Exons: 1
Coding region: 1-300 (99 amino acids)
Source: RefSeq, a predicted model, not a curated record